Aspergillus caelatus is the source of this 1697-nucleotide messenger RNA. RefSeq lists its product as uncharacterized. The transcript is spliced from 2 exons. NCBI's taxonomy places the organism in Eukaryota, Fungi, Ascomycota, Eurotiomycetes, Eurotiales, Aspergillaceae. The record is from RefSeq and is a predicted model, not a curated record. Gene Ontology annotation, cellular component: membrane. The coding region runs from base 92 to 1414 and encodes 440 amino acids. Gene Ontology annotation, molecular function: glycosyltransferase activity.
GUCAAGUCAAUGUCACUUUAAAAACUGUGGAGACCGUCUUUCCCACUCCCACCAGAUCAAUUAAUCCUUCUCAACCAUCGCACUCUCAGCAAUGUCUCCCUCCCGUGGGCGAAAUAUCCCUCUACUUGUGGCCCCUUUACUGCUUUUCCUACUGUUAAACUAUUUCUUUUGGUUUAGGAAAGACACACACGGUGCAGAGCAGGAAUUUAUCCAAUCACAGAAUCAUACCAACGUUGACCCAGUCGCAUCAAAUCCAUCCGACUGCCCUGACCUACCAGGGAUACACGACGUUCUCGUGGUCCUAAAAACUGGAGCUACCGAAGCAUUGGAGAAAGUGCCAGUCCACUUUAAUACUACCCUGAAAUGUAUUCCGAAUUUUGUCCUUUUCUCCGACUUCGAAGAGGAAAUAGCUGGUAUCCAAGUACACGACGUCCUGCGCAGCGUCGAUGAGAAUAUUAAACAGACCAACGCCGAGUUCGACCUUUACAACCGACUACGUGAGUCCGGGCGCGCCGGGCUAACAGCGGAAGACAUCAACGACGAUCCAAGCACGCCAUCGGGCAAACCUGAUAAUCGGGGAUGGCUCCUAGACAAGUGGAAAUUCUUGCCUAUGAUCAAUGAAACGCUCAACAUUCGGGCCGACGCAAAGUGGUACGUGUUCAUCGAGGCAGACACGUACGUGGUAUGGCCAAACCUUCUGGCUUGGCUGGAAAAGUUUGAUCCCAGCCAGCCAUACUAUAUGGGAUCCGGGGUACAGAUCUUGGACAUCGUCUUUGGUCAUGGAGGAUCAGGACUCGUCUUAUCCCAGGCGGCUAUGCAUAAAGUUUCCGAUCACCAUGCGUCUAGAGUUAAGGAAUAUGACGACUUUACCGCUGGACACUGGGCGGGCGAUUGUGUCCUGGGAAAGGCGCUGAAGGACGCUGGAGUCGGUCUUUUCUUCGCGAAUCCAAUGCUGCAAGGGGACACACCCUGGACAUUCUCCCACUAUGGACCCAAUACUGACCAUCAUUGGUGUACCCCGGUGGUAACCUACCAUCAUAUGACUCCGGAUGAUAUUCGAGAAACGUGGGAGUUUGAGCAGAGUUGGUGGGCGAAUACCCUUCUGCAUGCUCAUGUAUUCGAAGAGUUCGUCCGCCCACAAAUCCAGGAAAUGAGGGAGGACUGGGACAAUGCUUCCUCCGAUGAGAGCAUCGAAGCUACUGGCAGUCGGGAGGAUUGUCAAGCGCAAUGUCAGAAGGAUCACCAAUGUCAUCAAUACUCCUACGAGCCCGGAAAGUGCUUGACCUCCAAGGUAGCCAGGCGAGGGAGUAGCAAAGCUGGCAUGGGCUCUGGCUGGAUGGCUGAAAGGAUUAACAAAACAAUGGACAGCCUGGGUUCUUGCCGAAAGCUCAAGUGGAUCAUUCCAAAAUCAUGACGAUAGAGGUCGGCCUUCGAUUGUUUUCUUAUUCCUCUAUUCACGGCUGGUGAGUGAAUAAAUUACUACCAGGCAGUGUCCUUCGUCCCUUGUACAUACAUGCACACAGUCAUCAUAGGUUAUAAAUGUCUUAGAACCCGUCCGCAGGCGGCUGGGAAAAGCUCGAGGCCCAUACAGAGAAGACAAAUCUUUUCAUUUAAUUGCUUAACAUUUAUCCACAGGCACCCUUUCGACAUGGAGUGGUCAUCGAUGGAGUAAUUAAAAUGCUAUCUUUGCAUGGCCC